UAAUCAUGCUGCCAAAUCUUUGGAGAAUGGAGCUUUUAUGACAGGUGAAUUGCAGCGUUUUGGGCCCAUUCAUUUGAGCCCAUCUUCUGGGGUCUUAAAUUAUGGACAGGGAGUAUUUGAAGGUAUGAAGGCAUAUAGGAAAGUGGAUGGAUCUAUUCUUUUAUUUCGUCCGGAGGAAAAUGCGUUGCGAAUGAGAAUGGGUGCUGAGCGGAUGUGCAUGCCUGCACCAACUGUUGAGCAUUUUGUGGAUGCUGUAAAGCAAACUGUCCUGGCUAACAAGCGUUGGGUGCCCCCUCCUGGUAAAGGAUCAUUGUACAUUAGACCUAUGCUCUUGGGUACUGGACCUGUCCUUGGUGUUGCUCCUGCUUUGGAAUACACUUUUCUUAUUUUUGUUUCACCCGUUGGGAAUUAUUUUAAGGAGGGUUUAGCACCACUAAAUCUGAUAAUUGACACUGAAACUCAUCGUGCGAUUCCUGGUGGUACUGGAGGUGUAAAGGCAAUUGGAAACUAUUCUCCGGUGGAUAAGAUGGUAGAAAUCCAACAGGGGCUGGAACUGGCAUUGAGAAUCUGGAACUCCGAGUUUGUUAAGAACAAAAAUUUUCAAGGCGAGUACAAACGUUGGUAUGAAUCUGGGGUUGAAACAAUUACAUCUCUGGAAUCACAAUUGACACAGUGCAAUACAACAAUUGCAACCUCCCUCUCGUUGCAGCUUCAGGAUCUGCAGAAACUCGUGGGGGGUUGGUGGAAGCACGAGCCAGCUUUUGUGAAAGGGAGUCGAGCAUUGCAACGUCGAACUGAGAUUAUCAUUGAGGGGCUCACUCCUAGCCAAGCUUUGAAGGAUUCUUCCUCAGAUUCUGACGGUGAUGACAUCGAGAGUGAAUUGAAGAAGUUGCUCUUUAAUGACGACGAGGGGGCGGAGGAGAAUGUUGACAUUGAUUAG
Molecule: messenger RNA, 940 nt
Organism: Phalaenopsis equestris
Lineage: Eukaryota; Viridiplantae; Streptophyta; Magnoliopsida; Asparagales; Orchidaceae
Product: branched-chain-amino-acid aminotransferase 5, chloroplastic-like
Exons: 6
Coding region: 38-940 (300 amino acids)
Biological process (GO): branched-chain amino acid metabolic process
Molecular function (GO): branched-chain-amino-acid:2-oxoglutarate transaminase activity
Source: RefSeq, a predicted model, not a curated record